GGGAACGGACUUCCGUCUGGUUGGCACUCCUUAGACAAUCCCCAGUAGAGUCAAGGUUGUGGUCCCUGGAGACGACCAAGGGUCUGAAGGCGAGAAGAGAUAACAUUAUUUUAUUUGCACUUUAAUCAUUCCCAGAACUGCUAACUUUAAUAUUUUUGUACUUUGCACUUACCUAUGCUAAGCGAUCUCUUUGUAGUCCUGCCAGGACACACUCAAGGUCUGUCAUCAUUCUACUUACCGUCGUCCCAAGGUUCGAGGUCCAGCAUCCGGGUCCGGAGAUACUUACCAGUCAGCGCGGAGGGUCGUGCCACGUCGGGGUUCCAGGAACGGCAGCGAGAGAGAAAGGAGACACGCAGGGUUUAAAGAACCCCUGGGUAGAGGUAGUAAUUCUACUUACCUGAGUGUACGUUUCCUGACAGCCAUUUUCUUUGCCCUGCUCCUUUCCAGGUUCAUCGAAGGUGUUGGCAGGUUGGAGGUCCGGGCAGUGGGCGUGGUGAGGUCCACGGCGGGUUCGGGCUGCGAGGGAAGCGGACGCCGGGGAGAGGGGUCUCUUGGGGACCCCCUGGAGCUAUCGGAGACUGAUUCCUCCUUUUUGGCUUAUCCGCUAUUUUGGACAGGGAUAUAAUAAAUUAAAUUUUAUAUAUAUAUAAACACACAAAAACUUAGUUAUUUUCCUUCAAUCGGUUCACUGUUAGUUACAGUUUAUACUAUUUUGUCUUAUUUUCUUGCUUUUUCAAAUAUAUCAUUCUAAUAGCUAUAUUAUUUCAGUCUUUCUAGAAUAUUUACUUGUAACUCAAGGGCUAAUUUUAGAUCAAGUCUUAAUACUUAAUCCAAAUAAGAUACAUGACUGAUAAUCCAUUUAAACUAUAUGAAAUAUACAUGCAUGGGGACAACCCAUGCUUUCAAUUCUCUUUACAUCCCGUGGGUCUACAUUCAAGUGUGAAAAUGACAUCCCUUCAGGACUAUUGCAUUCACAGAAUUCGGCAGUGUCUGACUAAGUGACUACAGGCUGGGCAAGGUUUGGACCUGGUCAGUGGUGAUCCACCUCUGCACUUGUCACAUCCACACAUUAGAAAAUGAUCUGCUCAGAGUCGGCUCUGUAUUUUUCAUAUCACUUGGUUUCCAACCUUUUUUCUCUUGCACGUCAGUGGGCAGACUCAUUGUAACUGAAUCUGGGUCCAUUAAAGAACCUCUCACCCUAGCAACUGAGAGCUGCCAUGCAAAGGGUUCUAAUGAUUUAUAGCACAAAAGGGACACGCCAAGACAGUAUGCCCCGUUCUCAAUUUAUGUAGUCAUUUUUUUUUUUUUUUGCUAUGAUCACCCGUUCUGAAUUCAUAGGCUUUGGCACACAAAAUAACAUUUUUUUUUUUUACGCUUAUUAUUCAAGCACCAGAAAGCUGGCACUCCCCCAUGUCGUACGCUAUGGGUUUUCACCGCUGUAUCCCAUAAACCCAUGCAUGCAUCUUUUGGCCUAUUAGGAAAAUCAGUGACUUGACGUCAUGUUUCUGCCUAAAAGGCUCCAAUAUGUCAGCUCCUUCAAGUGUUACUUGACCCAAAAAUUUGACAAAGACAUUGAAAACAUCGCUAAACACACGACUUGUUGACCAAAUCGGUGCAACAAGAAGCAUUUAUUGGAUAUGCGGAGCACUUGAGAGCUUUGUUAUUUUUGGGUACAGGUAACCUUUAAUUUGCCAUAUAGUGUCAAAAUACAUACAGGGCAAUUAAGAUGUAAACCGGAAUUUUAUGUUGCUAUAAAUUUUUUUUUUUUGUUAUCUCUUAUUUGCCAUUUAUCUGUCCAAGCAUAUUUCCAACAGGCAUUAUUGAACUGUAUUUAUCAGUUUAAUAACUUUCCAUGGGUGGAUUAGCCUUGAGAGCAACCCAUGCACAUCAAUAAAACACAGAAACCCAAUACAUAACUGUCUUAUUUGCAUAAGUUGUGAUGGUUGUUCUAAACUGCUGAACAUCAUAAAUCAUUAUCAUAUAAUGACAAUCACAAAUCUAAAAGCAGCCAACAAAGUCAGCUUCUGUGAGAGUCUUUACAACAUUAAGUUUGUUAUGUAAUAUACCAAAAUAUAUCAUAUGGUUAACGUCUGUAAUCAAAUUCCUGUCCGUUUAAAAAAAAAAAAAAAGAAAAUGUCAUAUUUUCAGUUUGCCAAAUACCGUUAUUUACCGCUACUAUGGGCUCCGUUCGGAAUGUUGUUUUCAAGUCUGUUUUUCAAAGUCUGAGUAAAAUCAAGUUUGACAUUUACAAAACUGUUCUUUACUGUUGUUAAUGAAACCACCAAAACGUUUUGUGAAUAGAGAGCCCUGUGCUUCUAAUUAGCAGAAGCACACUAUACAUGUUUACUGAAAAUUGACUUUUGCUACUCAACCUUGGUGCCACUUUCUGUUCUAAUACAAUCUGAAGCAGGACCUGUAGAGGGAAAAGACUAGUCAUAGUUAUGUAACCCUUUGCAGUGCUGUGGUUUUCCCAUGUUGAUGCUUGACUGUAACUUCUCUGGUCUUUGUUAAUCCGCCUCUACUAAUAGCCCCUACUUCAACCAGGGGUGCAAAUUUGGCAUUGUGGCACUAGAUUCUAGCCCCAGGGUACCUCAUAAUUAAAUAUUAAGGUUGCAUAAUCCAUUAAUCCAUAAAUAAACACAGCGCCCCAAGAACAUUCAUCAACUAUUCUUUUUGUGUAAGUGCAAUGUAUGGACAUACAUUUUGUAUAAAUCUAAACUUAACAGCUACAUUCAGGGAAUUUAUUAAUUGGGAUGCAAUUCUUCUUACACAUUUUCCAUUGGUAUUUGUUUUCAUUGAUGUUGUUAUAAUAAUAGAUUUAUCCUUGCCAUAAAACUAUAUCUCUGUUUUUAUUAUCUUUAUUACAGUGCAUUUAAGAUUUAUUUUGUUACAACUUUAUCUUGUUUAAUCUGAUGAUACUCCGCUUCACAGCUGGUGGUUCAAGACAAACAGAAUUUAUGUUUUCUACAUUCAACAUAAAGAAAGAUAAGCAGUGCUAUGUUUUCAUGUGUGUCCAUGGUACCAGAAUUACAUUUACACCAACCUUCACUUUUUCUAGGUGUGUUUCCAUCAAUAAAAGGAAUAAAACAGUCAAAGUACAGGGGGGAGGUAGUUGAUCAUUAACUUUUGAACCCUUAUCAGAUUUUUCUAUGUAUAAAUUCUGUAAAUCUAACAGUUGCUUCAAUUUACCUGCCUGCUCCAUAUUCACCAAAUUUCAAGAGUAUCAGAGACAUAAACAAUGUAUUGGAACAUAAGGAGCACCUGCAUUUUGAUUUUCUUAUUUCCAUUGCUGCAGAGCAGUAAAGUGAGAUAUGAUGGUGUCCAAGACUGGUUGGAGUCACAGACUUACCAGCACAAUUACCAUCAGAGGACCUUAAAGGACUAUGACUAUACCAAGUAUCACAAAGUUGAUGAGAUCUCCAGGUGGAUGAAUCUGGUGACUGAACAAUACAAGGAUGUGGUGACGCAACAUGUACUGGGGAUGACUUAUGAGAAUCAAACUAUUAACUACCUAAAGAUUGGGGAAAAAUCUGGCAAGUCCAAGAAGGUGAUCUGGAUGGAUUGUGGGAUCCACGCCAGGGAAUGGAUUUCUCCUGCCUUUUGCCAGUGGUUUGUGAAAGAGCUGCUAGAAAAUUACAAAACAGAUGAAAAGAUAGGUCGUUUUUUCCAAAACAUGGACUUCUACGUUGUUCCUUUACUGAACAUGGACGGGUAUAAUUACACGUGGACGGAAAAUCGUCUGUGGAGGAAAUCAAGGUCCCCCUCACCAGUUUCUAAUUGCUCAUGUUUUGGGACAGAUCUGAACAGGAAUUUUGAUGCUUCAUGGAAUAGUAUUGGUGCCUCCCAGAACUGUUGUUCGGAAAUAUUCUGUGGUUCUAAAGCAGAAUCUGAAAGUGAGGUUAAAGCAGUGGUGGAUCUGGUGGGCAGAAUAAAGAACGAUAUCCUUUGUUUCCUCACCAUUCACUCGUAUGGGCAGCUGAUUCUAAUGCCCUAUGGUCACCCAAACAAGACAGCCCCGAACCAUGAUGAACACUUGAAACUCGGACAAAAUGCUGCAAAUGCUAUCAAACAGAAGCAUGGAACUUCAUAUAGAGUGGGUCCACCGUCCCAGAUUUUGUAUCCUAAUUCUGGGUCGUCUCGAGAUUGGGCUCGGGAUAUUGGAAUUGAAUUUUCCUAUACGUUUGAGCUGAGAGACAAUGGCACCUAUGGAUUUGUACUGCCUGAGGAUCAGAUCCAGCCCACGUGUGAGGAGGCCAUGGCUGGUGUGACCACAAUCGUAGAAUACGUCCACAACAAGCACUUUGGCAGUGCAGCUGCAGCCACCGUAGCUCUGUGGUCAACAGUACUGGCAUCGUAUUUGUCCCUGUUAGUGUUAGUGCAAUAGUCACUCAAGGCAGGUGCUUUUAAAGUUUGUUUCUUACAUGAAGGAGCAACUGUAACCUAGUCCUUCCUACUUAAUCAUACUGAAUUAUCUGUUCUGGAUCAUAAUAGAUUAGCAGGUGUAUCUUUAAAAGUAAAAUGUACUCCUUAAAGGUUCUGUGUGUGAUCUCCCCACUCCACUCCCAGGAUACACACGCAAAGAUUUUGUCUUCUAUGUUUCUUUUUGUAAAAUACAUUUUUAAUAAAACCUAUUAAAUAAAAUCCAUCUGUAUUUGU
This is a messenger RNA of Acipenser ruthenus (sterlet), 4656 nucleotides long. RefSeq names its product carboxypeptidase O-like. The record is from RefSeq and is a predicted model, not a curated record. Gene Ontology annotation, biological process: proteolysis. Lineage: Eukaryota; Metazoa; Chordata; Actinopteri; Acipenseriformes; Acipenseridae. Gene Ontology annotation, molecular function: metallocarboxypeptidase activity; zinc ion binding. The transcript is spliced from 9 exons. Bases 3239 to 4384 code for a protein of 381 amino acids.